Molecule: messenger RNA, 717 nt
Organism: Strongyloides ratti
Lineage: Eukaryota; Metazoa; Nematoda; Chromadorea; Rhabditida; Strongyloididae
Exons: 2
Coding region: 1-717 (238 amino acids)
Source: RefSeq, a predicted model, not a curated record
AUGUAUAAAAGUUAUCAUGUUAAAUCUUUACUUAAAGCUUGUACCAUACCAGCAGGAUCAAAAUUAGUACAAAACCCAAAUUAUCAAGCAUAUGUAUUUUUACCAAAAGCAUGGACUUGGGAUUCAAAUUCUAGUUCUGCAAGUAUUGCAUAUAGAAGAAAUUCUGCUUCAAUUAUUGGUUCAACAAACCAACAAACAUCUCCAGAUGCUGUUUUAAAAAUUAUUGACACAGACGUUCGAAACAUUGUUAAUGAUGUUAUUAAAACUUUGGGGUUAAACUUUGCUGGAGCUAAUUUUACUUUAUCAACUACUGUAAAUGAAAUUCCAAAAAUGUCGUUAGUAACUUUUGAUCAAGUUAUAUAUGAACUUUCAAAAAAAACUCAAAAUGAAAAAUCAAUUGAUUCUGGAACAACUAAAUCACCACAACCUACUUCUGUGCCAACUAAUACAUCAUCAAUUACAUGUAAAGAAUGUUAUGUUUUGGAGAAUAACUCUGUUAGAUAUUAUAUAAAAGAUUUUGAUACUAUAAAUCCAGAAAAUAUUUUUGAUUCUUCUACAGGUUUAGUUCCAUAUAGUCAACUAUUAUCUUUUAAAACAACAAAUACUCCAUUAUAUUAUGAUUUUUAUUGGGAUAUUCUUGGUGAUAGAAUUCGUACAGCUCUCCAAAAUGAAGGAGUUAUAUUUGACUCCACAAUGAAAGUCAGUUCAAAUAUUUAA